This is a messenger RNA of Clupea harengus (Atlantic herring), 2639 nucleotides long. Its product is annotated as L-threonine 3-dehydrogenase, mitochondrial-like. The record is from RefSeq and is a predicted model, not a curated record. Gene Ontology annotation, biological process: L-threonine catabolic process. Lineage: Eukaryota; Metazoa; Chordata; Actinopteri; Clupeiformes; Clupeidae. Gene Ontology annotation, molecular function: L-threonine 3-dehydrogenase activity.
CCAAUCAGAGCCAAAACCGGCUCACUUCUGGCACCCUAAAGAUAAGCGUGUCUAAAGCUGAUGCAAUAGCUAUAUCGGAACAGCAUACCAGAGGCAGACCGUGGGAGCAUCAGAUAACCCGCAUCAUAUUUACUGGAAGAGACAAGGACGCAUUGAAACAACCCAUGGCUCGAGCGCUUAGCAAAUUGGUGCGGCACGCACUCCGGACGCAUGGCUGCGGAUGCGAGUCUUUGACAGUGUCUGUCCGCAGCAUCAGUUUUUCGCCACGUCAGGUCACCUCAGAUGCAGGCUUUCAUUCCGUGUCUUUCUCCGAGACCGAUCAUCCCAAAGUCCUUAUCACCGGCGGUCUUGGCCAGCUGGGGGUGGGGCUUGCCAAGAUGCUGCGGCGGCAAUUUGGAAAGAAUAAUGUUAUUCUGUCUGACAUCAGAAAGCCUCCCAGUGAUGUAUAUCACAAUGGUCCCUUCAUUUAUUCAGACAUCCUUGACUACAAGAACCUGCGUGAGAUUGUGGUGAAUAACCGCAUUACCUGGCUGGUGCACUACAGUGCGCUCCUCAGUGCUGUGGGGGAAGCCAAUGUGUCAUUGGCCCGAGACGUCAACAUCACUGGCCUGCAUAAUAUCCUGGACAUCGCAGCAGAGCAUGGCCUACGUCUGUUUGUCCCCAGCACCAUUGGGGCUUUUGGGCCCUCUUCUCCCCGCAACCCCACUCCUGAUCUCUGCAUCCAGCGGCCACGCACAAUCUAUGGCGUCUCCAAGGUGCAUGCUGAACUCAUGGGAGAGUAUUACCACCACAGGUAUGGGCUGGAUUUCCGCUGUCUGCGGUACCCAGGCAUCAUCUCGGCAGACUCUCAGCCUGGAGGAGGGACGACAGACUACGCCGUGCAGAUCUUCCAUGACGCGGUGAAGACUGGCAAGUUUGAGUGCAACCUGAGGCCCGACACACGGCUGCCUAUGAUGUACAUCACCGACUGCCUGCGUGCCACGCUGGAGAUGAUGGAAGCUCCAGCUGAGGUGCUCAGCAUGCGCACCUACAACAUCAAUGCCAUGAGCUUCACGCCUGAGGAACUGGCCCACGAGCUGCAGAAGCUGCUGCCUGGGCUUCAGGUCACCUACCACAUCGACCCCGUCAGACAGGCCAUAGCGGACAGCUGGCCCAUGAACUUUGAUGACAGUAAUGCACGGAAAGAUUGGGGCUGGAAGCACGACUAUGACCUGCCGGAACUGGUGCAGACCAUGCUUAACUUCAUUGGGUCAGACUCGAGGAUUGCCAGUGCCAACUGAGAUCUAUAGAAUCUGAAUGGUUCUGUACAUAUGGGCAGUUCAGACUAUCAGGGACCGGAGACCCAGAGGAAUGUAAAUAUUUUGAGUGCACAGUUGGGUCUCUUUUAGUAAUUUCACUCCUAAAAAAGGGAUUUUAUCAGUAUGUGUCUGUGUCUCUGUCUGUCAUUUGUCACUGACAGUUAGUCCUCCAUACAUUGGGGCAUCUCCAAGGUCAAAAGGGAUUUAGUAUGUUACAGUGUUUUCCAACCUCCUCCAAAAAACACACACUUGAUAGCCAUAAUGUGUCUUCGUCUACCAGGUAAUGUCUGUCAAACCAAAUAUGAGAUAGAUUCUGCUCAGUGAACUUAAACAUACAUGCCUUGAAUCGGCCACAAAGAAUGUUGUUCACAUGUGUUAGGGUCCGUGUGAUCUUAUACCAAACUAUCUAGUCUUGUCCAAAUGUGAUGAUGGAAGGAAAAAGGAAGUCUUCAGUCGUUUUCAUGUUGCUGAAAGUAGUCUGACCUCGCAGUACAAUUUGUAAUUGUAUUAGAAAAAAUGCACUCUACUGAAUGCUUGGUUUCAUGAAGUCAAAUGCUCAACUAUUUAUUUUUUGCACUCAACAAGAAUGUAAUUCUAGUUUUGUGUUUUUACUUAGAAAUAUCUGAUCUUAUCCAGCUGGUGCUACCCUGAGACUCUUGCUUUGAGAGCAUUACUAAGCCUAAUGAUGUAACGGUGCUUUAUUAUACUUUGUCUGUUUUAUGGCUAGUGGUAAAAUGUGUUUCAAUUUAUGUUCAGGGAAUUUGAAGCCCUCACUCUUUUAAAAUUAUUAUUUUCCAAAAUCAGUGAAUUAAUGUAGAAUGGAAAAAUAUAAUUCCAUUCAACCCUUGUAAUAUGUCUUGUUGCUUCAAUUAGCAGGAGGGAUCAAUUAAAGAUAUUGUAGAGGCUGAAUAUAUUUUUUUCAGUGUAAAUGCCUCUUCAUAUGUUCAACAGAACAUGGAACACUUCAUUAACUCCUCAACUGAAGUUCAUGGAGGGCUUUUCUGUAUAGUUUGAUCGGUAAGCAUUCGAAUACAAUGCGGCUACAUUUCCAUUUUUUUGACCGCCUGUGAAAUCAUAUUUUGAAGGGACUUCCAUCAUAAGUGACAUGUGUUGCUCAAAAUGUCAAAUUCCUGCAAUGCAAUAUGCCCAUGACCUGCGAGGAACAAACAUUUUACACAUUUCUUGUUUGUUUUUCCAACAGAAUGUGUAAUCAUAAAUUUGUGUUUAGGAUACAGGGAAUAGUGGUCAAAUGAACUCGAAGUACUCUUCAGUAGCAUGCUAUUUGAUAUAUGUACAUGAUGUGCAUUUUGAUGAGACUUAAAUUACAACAAAUCAACUAAU